UAUUUUCGUACAAUUUAUGCGUAAUGAAUUUUGUACACGAUUUUCUCCUAGAAACAUAAAUAUGCAGCAUUUAUUCUGCUCUUCACGGUGCACGGCAAAGCGUGAUCAUAUACUUUUGACACCGAUUAACAAUUUGAUACGGCAAUGACCUCAGGUUGUGUUAAUGAGACCGCAGUAAUUAUAAUUUCAUCGACCAACCUCGUGGUAUAUCGUACGUGUCAGCUGUACAUUACGAUCGCCGACGUGCUGGCCGUUUAACGUAACAUUUUCCUCGCGUCCUCGCGGUAUGUAUAUCGAUGUCUAAUCGAUGAUAACAAUAAUAAUAAUGAUGAUUAUGUGCAAUAAUUUCGCGCGAGUCCGAAUAAUCUGCCGUCGCGCCGUUGCAAAACACGGAGAAAUUUGAUUCGUGCCGUAAAUGCAAUGCGUAUAAUGGACAUUGCCCGAGAUCGAUAAGGUAGCUUUCGCCCCGCGAUCAGGAUCAGCGAUCAGGAACCGCAUAUUGCAUGGAAAAUGAGUGAAACAGUUCCUGCGAGCGACGUGCCCGAGAGCAACGGCACGAUGGAGCAGCCUGCUUACAACGGGGAAGCGGAGGAACAUACCGCCAAAUCACCGGUGAGCACAGAAGAGAAGGCACCGGACUCCGCGUGCGACAACGGUGUCAAGAAGAGCGCCACUGCCACCGGCAACAGCAGCAGUAACACGCCGAGUAAGGCGAAGAAGCGCAAGAAGGCACCCAGGGAUGCGACAGCGCCAAAGCAGCCUCUCAGCGGUUAUUUCCGGUUCUUGAACGAUCGGAGGGAGAAGGUGCGCAGCGAGAAUCCAAACCUGACGUUCACUGAGAUCACGAAGCUCCUGGCUUCGGAGUGGAGUAAACUGCCGGCUGAUCAGAAACAGCAAUAUCUGGACGCAGCCGAGCAAGACAAGGAGCGCUACAAUCGCGAGUUCAGUAGUUACAAGCAGACUGAGGCGUACCGUCUGUUCAACGAGAAGCAAUCGGAGAGGCAAAACGAGAGCAAGAAGGAGAGAAACGGCACCGACGUGAAUACAGAACAGAAUGACGUUCAGCCUGACAAAGACAACGAUUUCCCGGGUUUUGAUAUUCCUAUUUUCACAGAAGAAUUCUUGGAUCAUAAUAAAGCCUGCGAAGCCGAACUGAGACAAUUGCGAAAAGCUACCUCCGACUACGAAGCUCAGAACGCGGUUCUCCAGCGGCACAUCGACAGUUUGCACGGCGCCGUGAACCGCUUGGAGUCGGAAACCAAUCAACUGCGGACGACCAAUCAGACUCUGCAGCGUCACUUGGAUUCCCUUCGUUCACAGCUGGCAGGCUGUUUUGCCACUAUACCGCUUCCAGGCACGCAUGAUGGUGCUACAUUACAAAAUAUCGACAGCUACUUCGAAAGACUGGAGUCGCUAUUGAGCGGCAACGUCGAGCAGAGCCUGCGUAACGUCGUUCGCAGUGCCGUGUCCCGUCUCGAGUUAAUUGGAUGACGAUCGCCCCUGGGCAGUGCGAGCAGCACAUCGUUGAAGCAUCACCGUUCGAGGCACUCGCAUCGAAAGUAGCGAAGACGAAAAAGAGUUAGGUGUGUUGUUGUUUCUGGCAGUUUGCUAAUUUCAUUCCCUCGUACCUCGACGGCGAUAGUAGGACUGCCAAUUAUUUAAGUGUGUACUGCAGCUAAUUAUUAUUAUUAUUCGUGGUACCUCUAUAUGUACAUGUGACAAUUUACACUUUAUUUUAUACAAUUAUCUUUCAUCGGACCUUUCAACGUACGAUGCGGAGCGAGAUAAUUUAAUCUUCUGCUAUGUACUUUAACUUGAUGUAAAGACUUGAGUUAACUUAUGACGUUUCCGUCGAGACAUUUAUAUGCAUAUCGAUUGAGUUCAAAUAGCAGUUAAGUGAUGCGGCAAUUGGUUUAGAAAUAUAUAUAGAAUCGAAAUUGACGUCUAGAGUAUUUAGUGCUUACUAAUAAAUUUUUAUAGUCUUGUCA
Molecule: messenger RNA, 1988 nt
Organism: Ooceraea biroi (clonal raider ant)
Lineage: Eukaryota; Metazoa; Arthropoda; Insecta; Hymenoptera; Formicidae
Gene: Hmg-2
Product: High mobility group protein 2
Biological process (GO): regulation of gene expression
Cellular component (GO): nucleus
Source: RefSeq, a predicted model, not a curated record